This is a messenger RNA of Sitodiplosis mosellana (orange wheat blossom midge), 1805 nucleotides long. RefSeq lists its product as uncharacterized. The record is from RefSeq and is a predicted model, not a curated record. Bases 253 to 1038 code for a protein of 261 amino acids. NCBI's taxonomy places the organism in Eukaryota, Metazoa, Arthropoda, Insecta, Diptera, Cecidomyiidae. The transcript has 9 exons.
AGUUGGUGUUGUCAUAUGUCAUAAAACUCGUGACAGUGCAGUUCACCGAAACACAAAGCCAAUGUGUAUGUGUGUAUCUCGUACCCUAAGUAAAGUCAACACGCAUAUUUGCUGUUCGAAAUUCCGCGGACUGCAGCAGUACACACGGGUGCAUCGUAUUUAUUUAUCGUGAUUUUUGUUGUUGUUGUUCGUAUGCAUUUACUACCGAAAUCUUUAAUUCCAUAGCGUGUACAUUCGAAGCAAUUUUCAGAAAUGAGUGAUAAAAGUGAGAGUACAAGUAACAACUCAUCAAGUGGGUUUAAAAGCAACAAAAGAGUUUCUGGUGCGAGUGAUUCGGGAUGCCAAAUACCUAGAAAAAAAACGGCGAAAUCACCGACACUCGCAAGACAACACAUAUUCGAGAAAAUCUACGAUGAAUUGAAAAUUCGUUACUGUUCAUUUUAUUCAAAACGACCGGCAAGUGAAGAUAUCCAAAAAGUGAUUAAUAAUUUGAAUGAUGCGAUCAAAAGAUUCACGUCAGUGAGUGGAACGAUAGCGACUAAGCUGGCACAGGCCAAAGUAUAUUUUAAAAAUGCAAAAUCACCACAGAAAGGACCGUCAUCACUAGACCAAACACCAAAUGAGGUUAAUUAUGCAGAAUGUUCGCUCGAUGAAUUACUCAAGCAUUUCCAUACAUCUGUCAUUGCCUUAAUAUCUCGUUUCGAGUUUUGUUCAAGAGAACCUACCCAGAAAUCUUUGAUACCAAAAUUGGAAGAUUUGAAAGGAAGAUGCGAAAAUUACAUAGAGAGCAUCAAUAUAUUGAAGGAGGAUGUGUCACGUUUUGAUAAAACUGGUGCUGGAACUUCCGGCGAAAGUGAAAGGCAACGAACUGUUUCGGAAUCUCAGAAUCAACAUCGUGAUGAUGACGAGCAAUUGGAAAACGCUAGUGCUACGAAUCCAAGCCCGAAGAAGGAUUCAAAUCGGGUUGCCGACAUGAAAUGCUCGAAUGUCGGAUCGAUGCAUGGUCAAGUGCAACCUCAGGAAGAGAAUCUACAGUAACAGUCCGACCAAGACAAACCCUGCUCCAGUGAUCCACUUAGUUUGCAGCCCGAUAAUCAAAUAUCUGACCAACAAAAUUCCGGAAGUAAUUUGCCAACAACGAGUCCAUCCAGCGUAUUUGCAUCAUCCGGAGCGACUCUUCCUAAUCAGCAAGCAUUAGUAGGUCAAUCCAUGCAUCAAUGUCAAAAACCACCUCAAGUGCAAAUCCAACAGCACAUGAAUGUGAUGUCCCAAAAACCAACGCAAACACAUAAAAAAACUGCAUAUUUGGCACCUCAACCUCAAUUCGUGUCGAAUGUAUCAGCCCACCCCACACAUUCCCAUUCGGACUAUCUCCCGAACGCACAUUCAGCAGCUGAUCAAUCAAACAUGUCCUAUUACAGUCACCAACAAGGCGCACGACAACCAACGGUUAACACAUCGGUCGGUAUACAUCAAAUGAUGAAUAAUGCACCGACUCAUCCGUCUGGGCAGCCAGCGUCCGUCGUUUCUAAUCCUCAAUUAUAUCAGUCAUUAGAAAUUCUUGGUCAGGAGUUGCUUGAUGAUUAUUUGAAAUAAGCCAUGACCGAUUAUAUUCGAAUAACAUUUUUUUAUUUUUUUUUCUCUCUAAUUUUUAUCACAUCGCACAGAAUAACUGCGCAUUUCUACUACUUAAUAGCAUUUUGAAACGGGUGCCGUAAUGUGCAUGCUCCAUUUUAUGGACAACAAACAUGGAAAACUUAAUGAAUUUACGCAAUAAAAGAAAAGUGGUUUGAGAGUAGCGGAAA